CGUAGAGGCAGCGAUGGCGGCGACCUUGAAGCCGGUCACCCAUGUGCUUUUCGACAUGGAUGGCCUUCUCCUAGACACGGAGAGGCUGUACACGGAGGCGACGCAGACGAUUGCCCAGCGCUUCGGCAAGGACUACACCUGGGACGUGAAGGUCCGCGUGAUGGGUGCCACGGGGAAGGACUCUGCCCGCAUGGUCAUCGACCUGCUCCAGCUGCCUCUCACCACGGAGCAGUACCUGGACGAGAUCGAUGUCCUGUACGCCCGGCUGUUCCCCACUGCACAGUUGAUGCCAGGAGCGGAGAAGUUGGUGCGACACUUGCACCGGCACGGCGUCCCGAUAGCUAUAGCGACCAGCUCCAAACAGGAGUCGUACAUGCUCAAGACGAGCCUCCAUCGAGAGCUCUUCGGCUUGUUCCAUCACGUGGUGUGCGCCAGCAACCACCCGGACGUGCAGAGGGGCAAGCCCUUCCCGGACAUCUUCCUCGUCGCAGCCUCCAAGUUUGAACCGGCCCCCGAACCCUCUCAGGUGCUCGUGUUCGAGGACUCCCCCAACGGCGUGGCGGCUGCCCUGGCCGCAGGCAUGCAGGUGGUGCUGGUGCCCGAUCCCCGCCUAGACGAGGCGUCGCGCAAGCGGGCCACCCUGUGCCUGCCCUCCCUGCUCGACUUUGAGCCGCAGGCGUUCGGCCUGCCACCCUACAGCCGGUGAAGAACCGCAGCCGCAGAGACCCCUGGCCACAAAAACUAUUCACACGGGUAUCAGCCGGGGAGCCCCAGCGGUCGGCUGCGGCCCGGAAGCCGGCGACAGGUCGGCACGGUAGUGGCGUAAAUGGCGGGACUUGCGAUGGUUGUUUUGUGAUUCCCUCCCCAGCUUCCCAAGAACAUAGACCAACUAGACUCCACGCCACAGUGAAGUCCGGCGCAGUGGCAGGCAAGCAACAGUUCUUCUGUAGCCCACUUCGGACGACUACGGAGCCAUGAGAUACCUGCUGAACCCCAUGGACAUUUGGUCUGAGGGGUUAGCAGCCCUAGUUGGCCUUUUUCGAGGUAGUGUCCAGGCCAUGCAGGGAUCCAUGACAGGGUCUCCCGCCUCUUGGCUGAGCUUUCAGCUCCUUGGUGCACCUCUAGGCUUUUUUCUUUGUUUGGAGCGACAAUCUCUGCCUUUGGGAUCACCUAGUGUAGUGGAGUACAAAGGGCCAAAUUCGUCUCGAAAUUUUCCGCGUUCCAAGAAAGUUUCCGUUUCAUUGGCUAGCUCGGCAGAUGCCGCGGGACGCCGUUGCACAGCCGACGCUGUUCACGUUUGUCGUGGCCCGAAGUGGGAAGGUGCGGACUGUGGCGGGAGUGACCAAAGCAACUUCAGCACCCAGAGGCCGUCUCGGGAGAAGUGAGCGCUCGACAUUGGACACGCAGAGAUACGUCUAGGCCACCGGCGUUGCCCGCAAUAUCGGGCCAGCAUUGACCGUGAUAUCGGACCGGCGUCGACAGUUCCUUGCUUGAACAACGCGGUCGGAAGCAUUUAGUAUCUUUGUGGUCAACGGGGCGUUGCUGAUUCUCGUGUCCCGAUUUAGCCGCGGCAAGCUGCACGCUUGAAUGGGGAUGACAAGCCACCUUACUGCAUUCAGCCAUCUUGGCCGAGUUCCGAGACGACACUCGGGCCCCAGGUGCUACUUGUAGACUCGCUAAAAUUGGAGCCUUUUGGCAGGGAUUGUAGGAGACACUUUCGUCUUAAUUCCCCCGCCUGUUUUUGCUUCAUUUUGCCGGCGGUAAGGCGGUCUUUGUGGCUCGCAGAAACCUUCAAGUGCACAAAAAACUCGGCUGAUUGUUUUUCCUCUAGAUAGUGCAGUAAGGAGGACUAUUUUUAAAAAGUACACGAGCAAUAAAACUGCUUAUAGACGCACAGGCACUAUUUGUGUACGAACGACAAUAGUCGCCCGGAUAUUCUACGAGCUUUCCGCAGAGCUCGCAUCGGGCUGUCAAAGUAUUUUAUGGCUACCUGCCGGUAGCCGUUGUGGUAAUAAUAAAUUUAAUAUAUGCGUGUAUACUGGAUGUAUGUAUGUAAAGAAUAGGUAAGAGGUUGGAAAUCGGAAGGGGCCAGUUGUUUGGCGAAUUGUUCCCUGCCGGCCUUUUCUCCCCUCCCAAGUGCCUGGCUAGGCGAGGGCAGCUCUGGUGUGCACUCCCUGUUCUUACUCUUCGCUUCACCAUUGGGAGUCAACCACUGACAUGCCAACGGUGUCCCUGUACUGGUCGUCUCUAUUACACUCAAUGUACCGGUGUUUUCUCAUAGGCUCGUUAAGGUUGGUAUUAAUUGUCCUUUGUGCCAGUCAGUUUUAUGCCGCCGAAGGACCUUCGCCUCAGUGUCUUGUCAGCUGUAUUUCUCCAUCUUGCGAGUUAACUUCAGUGCGGGCACAGGCGCGAGUGCACGGCUAGCAGAAGCGCUUUCUACGCUUGAAUGCUAGUGCGGACGAAGCGUUUAGUGGAGCCACGCUUUCACGCCCGUGCCCUUGCCUGUUGUAUGUAGGUAAGCUGCGAAAUCCUCAUUGUGUAUAGGUAAAUUGCAAUGAUUUUAGGAACCGACUUUGCGACUGCUUUAGGCGAUUUUGGGUUACUUGUGGCUCUCCGACUUCUUUAGUCGAGUAUGCUUGUUGAGAAAUGUGAAUUUGUACAGUCCGGCUUUGUGCCCGGAAAGUAUUUUCCUACCUAGAUGCUGAAGACGUGCAAAAUUUUGGACUAUGCAUGUUUUUAUUGUUUUUUUGUUUUUUUUGGCAACUCUGAAGUUUCUGUUAAUGUGCGAGUGUAGUGCAAUGGUUGUCCCCACUGGGAAUGCCACAGGCUGCCCUUAGCAAUUGGAAAUAGAACAAUAUCUUGUUUUCAACCCUGUAGUUUUUUUGGGGGAGUGGUGCACGUCAACCGCACACGACAGGCAACAAACCAGUGAUGUUCCAAGGCGGAAAUUUUGCGUUGAUUAAAGGUUGCCAGGACACGCUGCGUGUGGGCAGCUAAGUUGUGUGCAACCAUGUGCAACCUGUCUACAGCUUUGCCUUGCAACAGUCUGUAUACCUUGUCUUACAUCAGCUAUGGCUGUCUUGCAACAGUAAAGGUGCAAUUGGAUGGGCAGUA
Messenger RNA from Ixodes scapularis (black-legged tick), 3114 nucleotides. Its product is annotated as pseudouridine-5'-phosphatase. The transcript has 4 exons. Gene Ontology annotation, molecular function: phosphatase activity. Bases 14 to 706 code for a protein of 230 amino acids. NCBI's taxonomy places the organism in Eukaryota, Metazoa, Arthropoda, Arachnida, Ixodida, Ixodidae. The record is from RefSeq and is a predicted model, not a curated record.